Tachyglossus aculeatus (Australian echidna) is the source of this 1359-nucleotide messenger RNA. RefSeq names its product olfactory receptor 14A2-like. Lineage: Eukaryota; Metazoa; Chordata; Mammalia; Monotremata; Tachyglossidae. The record is from RefSeq and is a predicted model, not a curated record. Gene Ontology annotation, cellular component: membrane. Gene Ontology annotation, biological process: G protein-coupled receptor signaling pathway. The coding region runs from base 1 to 1359 and encodes 452 amino acids. Gene Ontology annotation, molecular function: olfactory receptor activity; odorant binding; G protein-coupled receptor activity. The transcript is spliced from 8 exons.
AUGCCCAACAUCUCCACGGUGACGGAAUUCCUCCUGCUGGGAUUCUCGGAGGUCCGGGAGCUGCAGCUGGUCCACGCCGCGCUGUUCCUCCUGGUCUACCUGGCGGCCCUGACGGGGAAUCUCCUCAUCGUCGCCGUCACCGCCCUCGACCGGCGCCUCCACACCCCCAUGUACUUCUUCCUCAGGAACCUGUCCGUCCUCGACCUCUGCUACAUCUCCGUCACCGUCCCCAAAUCCAUCCACAACUCCCUGACCGACCGUAGUUCCAUCUCCUUCCUGGGCUGUGCCAUCCAGCUCUUCUCGGUGGUCCUGUUUGCCGCCUCAGAGGUGUUCAUCCUCACGGCCAUGUCCUACGACCGCUACGCCGCCAUCUGCCUUCCCCUGCGCUACGAAGUCGUCAUGAACGGACGGGCCUGUGGAAGGAUGGCGGCCGCCUCGUGGCUCACUGGGGGCCUUUUGGCAGUAAUGUGUUCAGCUGCGACGUUCUCCCUGUCCUUCUGUGGGUCCAACAUCGUCCCGCAGUUUUUCUGUGACAUCCCCUCCCUGCUGAAGAUCUUCUGCUCCACGGACCAUGUCGCCGUCGACGUGAGCGUCACCGCUGGGGCAGUGUUAGGCUUCCCCGGCUUCAUUCUCGUCAUCUUCUCGUACGUGUGCAUCUUCCGGGCCGUGCUGAGGAUGCCGGCCGCCGAGGGCCGGGCCAAAGCCUUCUCCACCUGCCUGCCCCACCUCGCCGUCGUCACUAUUUUCAUCUCGGCGGCGGCAUUUGUCUAUCUCAAGCCGUCCUCGGAAUCCUCCUCGAUCGUGGAUCUGCUGGUGUCCGUGUUCUACUCCGUGGUGCCCCCCGUCCUGAAUCCCCUUAUCUACAGCUUGAGGAACCGGGACAUGAAGGCCGCCAUGGACAGGAUCCUGAAAGGACCUUCCUGUCACUACUGCCAGGGCCCAGGACCGACGAGAUGGAAGAUGUUACUUCUCACGGGGAUGUCCUACGACCGCUACGCCGCCAUCUGCCUCCCCCGACGCUACGAGGUUAUCAGGAACGGACAGGCCUCGACGCUAUUUGUCUACCUCAAGCCACCUUCGGACUCCUACUCGAUCACGGAUCUGCUGGCGUCCAUGUUCUACUCCAUGACCUUCCUGUCAUCCCCACCCGUGACCAGGACCGACGAGAUGGACUACGAGGCCGUCAUGAACAGAGGGGCCUAUGGGAAGACGGCGGCCGUCUCGUGGCUCACCUCUGGUCUGUUUGCAAUCUCCUGCUCCAAGGACCAUGUCGCCAUCGACGUGACCGUCGCCGCUGGGGUAGUGUUAGGCGUCACCUGCUACAUUCUCAUCGUCGUCUCGACCGAUGGGAUGGAGUGA